Molecule: messenger RNA, 2483 nt
Organism: Gadus macrocephalus (Pacific cod)
Lineage: Eukaryota; Metazoa; Chordata; Actinopteri; Gadiformes; Gadidae
Gene: slc39a13
Product: solute carrier family 39 member 13
Exons: 10
Coding region: 338-1495 (385 amino acids)
Biological process (GO): zinc ion transmembrane transport; intracellular zinc ion homeostasis
Cellular component (GO): membrane
Molecular function (GO): zinc ion transmembrane transporter activity
Source: RefSeq, a predicted model, not a curated record
UUCAUAAUCUCGAGGGGAUCCCAGUAUUUUGCUCCUCGACUUGGUUAAGGGCGGGCCAUCGAAGGAGACAGUCUUCAGACUCCCAGCACUACAUCCUACCCCGAGCUUCCCCCCACACACUGAACCGGUGAUACGUGGCUCUCUGGAAAAGUGUAGCUCACCACCAGCCUAGUUCGGGGAGCAGUGGGACCACUCGCAUGCUUAAAGAGAAACGCCACGGCGGAAGCCUGCAUUCAACCGAGCUGGCCUGGAUGGCAGGGACACACUGGUGCCAGGACUGCAAAACAUAUAAGUGUUUCACGUGCUGUCUAAGAGCUCUCUUUGGACCUUGGAACGGAUGAAAGUCGCAGGCAGAGGAAAGCCCAGCUGGGCUCUAGCCACUGUGUUUGUUGGCGUUACCCUGAUGGUGCUGACCUCCAGGUGCGCAUCAAGCAACCAGAAGAUGUCCCAGACAGCUAUGGGCCACUCCACAGAUAGGGCUGCGGGACAAGGGAACAGCUUGCUUGAAGAGCUUCUGGGCUUCCAGGGGCUAGCUGACCUGUUUGCCAGUGAGCAGGCUGAAGUGUGGUUGUACUCCCUGGUGGGCUCUAUCGUUGUGGGCCUCAGCGGGAUCUUCCCACUACUCGUCAUACCGAUCGAAGCCGGAGCUGCCCUGAAAACCGAAGCUGGAGGGCAAAAGCUGAAGCAGCUUCUGAGCUUUGCUAUUGGUGGCCUCCUAGGUGAUGUGUUUCUCCACCUCCUUCCUGAGGCUUGGACCCUCUGUAACCAAUCAGAUGGUAGUCGCCACCACCACUACAUGGUCCAGGGACUCUGGGUCAUCGUUGGCCUACUGUCCUUCCUAAUUCUUGAGAAGAUGUUCCCCGACCAGAACAGCAACGCUGAGCCUGAUCCUACUGCUGACCUUGAUGCCACUUCUUCUGCAUUGUCUGGUUCUGUCAUCGGUGGGAAUACAGAGGGGUUGGUGAAGAACGGGAAGCUCUCAGAUUUGAUGGGCUCCUCCAAGCCACAGCAGCUCUGCACUCAGAGUGGAUCACACACCAUCAAGACCAGUGGUUACCUGAAUCUUCUGGCUAACUGCAUUGACAACUUUACCCAUGGGUUAGCAGUUGCAGGGAGUUUCCUGGUCAGCAAAAAGGUUGGCUUCCUGACCACCUUUGCCAUCCUGCUCCAUGAGAUCCCACAUGAGGUCGGGGACUUUGCCAUCCUGCUGCGGGCCGGGUUUGACCGCUGGAGCGCUGCUCGCAUGCAGCUGACUACAGCUCUGGUGGGCGUGCUCGGAGCUAGCACCGCGCUGUGCUGCCAAUCACCACAAAGCACAGACAAUGCGACUGCAUGGAUAUUGCCAUUCACAUCUGGCGGCUUCCUCUACAUAGCCUUGGUGAACGUUGUGCCUGACCUGCUCGAAGAGUCUAACGUUAGACAUUCCCUGAUGCAGGUGGGGCUUAUUUGCCUCGGGGUAGCGGUGAUGGCUCUGUUGUCCUUCAUCGUGGACUGACCCAGGGGAAGAAUAAGCUCCUCCACCAAUAAUGUCUCCAAAAACCUUUUAAACCCAGCCCUAUCUCCUCCUCAUGGAAACGCCCUGUACAGCACGUUUUACACUCACAUGAACACCACCACUGCCAAAUUUUUCGAAAAAAAACGUAACAAGCACUUUAAAGAAGGACCCAAACCAUGACUCCAUCUGUUGACAACCAAUGGAUGUGAACACUUGGUAACGUGCCAAACCUGGAGCAGCUUGGGGAUCGAGGGUGCUUGUACUGGGGGUUAUGACAAAUUUGUCUCACAUUGUUGACUAAACUAAAUCAUGUUUUGCACAAACCGUUAAUGUAUGCACACAGGUAGGGACGAAUUAACCCGUCAACACAAAGAUUAGUAUUAAACCUGUAAAUCUAUAAUGUUAGGGGUUAUUGUGAGGGCCUUUCUUGACAGAAUUGACUUUAAACGAUAUACCGUAUUUUUGUAUGUUUGUUUCUCCUGAGCAUAUUUAUUUAAAAGCAAGAAUCGAUUAGCAAGAUUAAAUGAUGGAUUCUGUGGGCCAGAUAACCGGGGCAUAAGAACAAUGUUAUUUGUUGGGAGGCUCUGUUACUUUUGUGCCUAAUCUGCACCAAAACAAAAUGCUUUGUUUGUUUUAUUAUACCUUUACACUACACUAGGGAUAAAACCCAUAUUGUUACCCGUUUGCUGAACAGAAGAAAAUAUUUAAUGAGAUUGAAAUGUGUAUGAUGGCUAAUACAAUUCAUCAUGGUAUGGAAUUUACUUCACGUUUUACCAAAAAAUCUGUUAUUUCCAAUUGACCUUCUUAAAUAUCGAUAUAUUUUUUAAACGCAUUCAUAGAUGGGUAUGGGAUUCUACUUAUCUGAAUAUUUUUCUAAAGAUUAAAAAUGUGUUCUUAUUUUGGAAACAAAGGUAGCAAACAAGUGACCAUUAAUGAUUAAGCAUUGUACAAUCAUAACAUUAAAAACUAUGAUGUUCUGUGGCAAAGA